This is a messenger RNA of Numida meleagris (helmeted guineafowl), 2144 nucleotides long. It is a transcript of the gene LRRC17, whose product is annotated as leucine rich repeat containing 17. Lineage: Eukaryota; Metazoa; Chordata; Aves; Galliformes; Numididae. The record is from RefSeq and is a predicted model, not a curated record. Gene Ontology annotation, molecular function: protein binding. The transcript is spliced from 5 exons. The coding region runs from base 381 to 1694 and encodes 437 amino acids.
ACUUCAGUAUACCAUGAAUGCAGGAUGCAGCCAGUCAUAUAAAGGAUUCUCUUCUUCACAGAAUGGAAGAAAGACGUGAAGCACAAACCUGAAUGCAACCUGAAAGGUCCAAGUAGAUGAGCUUGUGACAUCCUGUGCCAGUGCCCAGUGCAAAAAUCACUGAGUGAUUAUGCUUCCAAAUGCAUCUAAUAAAACAGAAAAUAAAUUAAUGGACUUUUUUAUAAAUAAGGUUGUGCUGCAAGGUUGCACAGCUUAAGAUACAGGCAUACCACAUACCCCAGCUGUGCCUAUUCAGAUCUGGACAACACUGAUUAAGACAACCAAAAAUUUCUUCUCUCCCUGCUGUCACAAAAAAUAAGUGGGCCAAGCUGAAUGUCAGAAUGCAAGUCAUUACUAUUAUAAUACUACUUCUUCUUUGUAAAGCAUCUGACUUUAGGAAGACAAGGAAUAGGAAUUUGAGAAAAAAUGAAAGGGAAAACAUCUUAAGAAGAGCAUCUAGCACCGUUAAGCGCAAUGCCCAAGGCCUACCAUGUGAUAUAUACGUUUAUCUUCAUGAAAAAUACCUAGAUUGUCAGGAAAGAAAAUUGGUUUUCGUGGCACCUGAUUGGCCUGAGGAUUUGAAGCACAUGCUGCUAGCAAGAAACAAGAUUCGUAAAUUGAAGAAUAAUAUGUUUUCUAAGUAUAAAGUAUUGAAAAGUCUGGAUUUACAGCAGAAUGAUAUAUCAAAAAUUGAGAGCCAGGCUUUCUUUGGUUUGAAUAAACUUACCACACUCCUACUCCAGCAUAACCAAAUUAAGAGUUUAUCUGAGGAGAUUUUUAUCUAUACACCCAGUCUAAACUACCUACGCCUUUAUGAUAAUCCCUGGCAUUGCAAUUGUGAACUAGAAACUCUUGUUACAAUGCUACAGGUUCCAACAAACAGGAAUUUGGGAAAUUAUGCCAAGUGUGUGCACCCAAUAGAACUGAAAAAUCAGAAGCUAAAACAGAUAAAAGCUGAACAGCUAUGUAGUGAAGAGGACAGGCAAGAUCCACAAAACAUAAAACAGAAGCCUGAAGCUACCAAACCAGACUUUGAUUCUUCUUUGUGCCACAUGUAUGUGUUUCCUGUACCAACUCUGAACUGCAAGAGAAAAGAUUUAAAGAAAGUUCCAGGUAACAUACCUCCAGAUAUAAUUAAACUUGAUUUGUCCAACAACAAAAUUAGACAACUACGACCCAAAGAGUUUGAAGACGUCAGUGAAUUGAAGAUAUUAAACCUAAACAGUAAUGGAAUAACUUACAUUGAUCCUGCUGCUUUCUCGGGGCUCAAUAACUUGGAGGAGCUGGAUCUAUCUAACAACAGCUUGCAGAAUUUUGAAUAUGGAGUACUGGAAGAUCUUUACUUUCUGAAAAUUCUGUGGCUGAGAGAGAAUCCUUGGAGAUGUGAUUACAACAUUCAUUAUCUUUUCUACUGGUUGAAGCAUCACUACAAUGUCCACUACAAUGGCCUAGAAUGCAAAAUGCCUGAGGAAUACAAAGGAUGGUCUGUCGGAAAAUAUGUUCGGAGUUAUUACGAAGAGUGUCCAAAAGACAAGCUGCCCAUUUAUCCAGAAACUUUUGAUUUGGACAAAGACGAUGAGGAAUGGGAACGACACAAAGAAAAGUCAGUUCAAACAGUUAAAAAGCACAGUGUAAUUGUCACUGUGCUAGGCUAAUAAGGAAACUUUUUUUUUUUGUACACUCAAAUAUUUGGUACUCUGACAAAAAAGAAACCCAACACGCUGUUUACAUUUUUGUUAAUUAUACCAAUUGCAAGACUAUUUGCCUACAAAGAUUUCUGUUUAAUGCAGUUAAUAAGCACAGAAUGGCAUCAGUUACACAGCAUCCUUCAAUAAGUAAUUGUUUCUGUCAAUUUGCUCUGCACAUGCUUGUGAAAUUUUCUGGUAAAAAUUCAAAACUAUGCAGUAGAAAUGGAUAGACACAAAUGUAGAUAUGUGGUGAGGAGGAGUGUAUGAACAUUAUGUAUGAAUGCAGUUUAUGUGUUGACAUGGACUUGCUGCAGGAUUGUGACCAACACACAACUUUCUUGAAUGUAUUGCCAAUUCUUUGUAUCUAUUGGUUUCCUGAAAUAUUCCCAGAAAACAUUUUUAAGAUUUUGUAUCAGA